AUUGUGAUUUUGUAAACUCCAUAACAACUUUCAGAUGCGAUUUGAGUACUGAUCAUCCGUUUGUAGAUCAUUAUGUGAGGUACCUGAAUUAUCGGUGGAGAUCAGGGUAUCCUACGAGCUCGGUCGAAUGCUAGGCAAUGGGGAAGUCGUUGCAAAAUUAGAAAUAUCAUGGGAUGAGCUACUUGAUCGCGGAGAUGAGCCUAUUGACAUCUCCUUCCCGCCCGUUUGUGAUCUUCACCCUUCCCUCACGCUGAAGGUCGCUGUUCUACAUCCUUGCGACAAUGAUGACAGCGCACUGCUCGACUCCAUCGUUGAAUGUGAGAUUGCUCGAGAGACGGAUGUGGGCCAUGAACGAUUUGCCAAAUACAUGACAAGCAAGACGGUCACUCACCUGAAUGAUGCCGUACAGCAUUUUCAGUUGGUUCUGGACCGAUGUCCGGUCGACCAUCCUGAUCGCGCAGCGGCUCUUACCAACCUCGCCUCAACACGCCUAAAAGACUACACUGAAAACGAUCGUCAAGACAUUGUCUCUAUCACUUCUCUCUUCCGCGAAGCCCUUGCAUUGCGUCCGCAGGGCCACCCCGAUCAUCCAUUGUCUGUCUAUCACCUCGCCCACGCGCUGGGCUGGCGCUACAGCAAGGAGAACUUCACUGCUGUCUAUAUCCACGAAUCCGCGCGACUGUGCUGCAAGCUAAUGCCCCUCUGUCCAGAGGGCACCUACCUUCGUAGUAUCAUGGUAGGGCCAUAUGGCGUCAAUUAUGUGAUCUACGGAUGCAACAAUCUUCCAAUAGACGCAUCCGAUGAAGGCAUCCACCUUCGACGAGUCGUUCUCGAGCUCUGUCCUCCGGGCAAUGAACACUAUCCAGAAGCACUCGAAAAUCUUGCAGAGACUCUCAGAUCACGCUUUGAACAAUGUGGCAGCAUUGAUGAUCUAGACGAGUGCAUGCAAUGUGGUCGUGAAGCCGUUUCUCUGUGCUCCGAGGGACAUUCAAAAUAUAAUACCUACCUGAAUAACUUGGCCACGUCACUCUUGACCCGCUUCAAUAAACUAGGCAAACAUCAUGACCUCAACGAAGUAAUCUCUUUGUACGAAAAAGUUCUGCGCCUGUGCCCUGUUGGGCACGAUUUUCGUCAUAUCUCAUUGGACAACCUAGGAGCCGCCCUCUUCACCCGUUUCAAUCAACGCAAUGAUGUCCAUGACAUCAACAGAUCCAUCAGCCUCCAUCGCGAGGCACUGACGUUGCGCCCCCCUGGGAAUCCAUAUCGUGAUUACACGCUUAACAACCUCGCUACCGCACUCCAAAUCAGAUAUGACGAAUUGGACGUCAGCGAAGAUCUCAGCGAAGAUCUCAACGAGGCCAUUGACCUGUACCGGGAUUCACUUCAGUCAACACAGCUUGACCAUCCACUGCGCUAUACAACUCUUAACAAUUUGAGUUCAGCGCUCUCCUCUCGUUUCAGGCAAACUCUGAAAGAUGAAGAUAUCGAGGAGGCCAUUCGACUGUGUCAAGAAUCAUUGGAGGCUUUGUCUUCAUUGCACCCGGGUAGAUGUUUGAGCUACAGGGGGUUGCAGGAAGCCUAUUUGUCUCGUUACAGAGUGCAACGCAAGUCUGCUGAUUUGUCACUCGCUGUAGAGAAUUUUAGACUGGGAUCAAGACACCUUACUCAAGGAUUUCCUGAGCGCAUUGGGGAGGCUAUUAACUGGGUUCGCAAAUCAGAACUCUAUCAACAUGAAUCUGCCCUAGAAGCAUACCAGACGUGCUUGGAUCUUUUCGACAACCAUGUGAUGAUGCGAUCAUCAAUCAUCUCACGGCGCGAGGCUGCAACCGCUUUUCGCGGCGCCCAAUCACUGCCAGUAGAUGCAGCCUCAUGUGCGAUACGUCGUGAUGAUCUGCGACGAGCAGUUGAACUCCUGGAGCAGGGUCGUGGUCAGCAGUGGUCGCUGGCCUCUCGUCUCAAGACUCCAGUGGAAGAUCUCGAGUCGGAAAAUGCGAAUCUAGCUCGGAGAUUUUCGGAGCUGAGUAAAUGUCUGUCCGAGGCUCAAAGUUCCACAGUCAGCACAGAUGGAACUGCUGCUGACCAGGCAGAAACACAAUACAGGAAACUUACGGAGCAGUGGGGAGCUGUGGUAGCUGAAAUCCGCGAUCUUAAAGGUUUCUCGCAGUUUCUGCUCCCCCCUUUGUAUGAAGACUUGCAAGCAGCAGCGCGUCAUGGCCCAGUCAUCAUACUCAUCGCGAGUGAAUACUCGUGCAGCGCCAUCAUCGUCCCGACGUCAGGAGACCCCCAUCAUGUUCCCUUGCCAUCUAUCACUCUUACAGAUCUGAAGAAUCUUAAGGAUCGUUUCGCCAGGGCAAUACGACACGCAUCUAUUAUGGGCCCAAAGGUUCCACGGAAUGAUCUAAUAGUCCUCUUGCGGGCUGUAUGGGACGGGAUCAUGCUACCCAUCGUCAACGUCCUCCAGCAUGACCUGAAAUUAAAGCACCAAUCUCGAAUCUGGCUAUGUCCAACGGCCGCUUUCACGUCCAUUUCUCUCCACGCAGCUCACCCCUUUCAAACAAAGGCAGAUCGCUCGAAGGAGCCAUGCCUGGAGGAUCUCUACAUUUGUUCUUACACGCCGACACUUUCGGCUUUGGUCAGAUCUAGACAGAUGAUGAAGAAGCGUGUCCCUCCGUCCUUCGUGGCGAUCGGACAGGGCCAACCGCGUGCAGGGAAAAGCAAGGAGCUCUUGGCCGUCGACAGCGAGCUCGAGCUUGUCCGGAAACUCGUCCCUGCGACGGUCAGCCGUACCACUGUUUCUGGCGAUGCAGCCACACGAGCAGGUGCACUCCAAGCAUUGCAAGAGAACAACUGGGUGCACCUUGCCUGUCAUGGAAAGCAGGACCACGAGCAGCCUUACAACUCACGUUUCGCCAUGAAAGACGAACCUCUGACGCUGCUUGAUAUUAUGGAGAAAGAUAUUCCUCACGCCGAGUUCGCGUUCUUAUCAGCGUGUCAUACCGCCGUCGGUGAUGAGGAGACUCCCGACGAGGUCAUUCACCUCGCGGCUGGACUGCAAUUUUCAGGGUUUAAGAGCGUCAUUGGCACGCUGUGGGAGGUCGACGACGCUGUGGCAAGACACGUUGUCGAAGCCUUCUACGAGAAUAUGUUCAAGGAUUUGGAGGACGGUGAUGUCAUGGACUGCACGAAGGCGGCCUGGGCACUCAACCGCGCUACACACGCCGUGAAGACGAAGGUUCCGCUCGAGCAGAGGAUGGUUUUCAUUCAUAUUGGUGUGUAGUUCUACCGUGUCGUAUUGCUGUCGUCUGCUUUAGUUUUACGAGUCGUUGAUCAUGGACUCUCUACCCUCCCUGUGUACAUCAAGCUGUUGUAUAUAUUAUCCUGAUACUUUUGUGGUAGUAAUCAUCUUGAUUUCGCAUGUACCUCUC
This is a messenger RNA of Suillus subalutaceus, 3425 nucleotides long. RefSeq names its product CHAT domain-containing protein. The transcript has 3 exons. The record is from RefSeq and is a predicted model, not a curated record. NCBI's taxonomy places the organism in Eukaryota, Fungi, Basidiomycota, Agaricomycetes, Boletales, Suillaceae. Bases 128 to 3277 code for a protein of 1049 amino acids. Gene Ontology annotation, molecular function: protein binding.